CUCGCCCCAUCAGGGGGAUGGAUUCGCCCGAGCAGCGCUGCCCCUGAGUGGGCGGGGUCGCGGUGCAACUCCCGAACCCGGCAGUGGAGGAGUCGACGCAGCCGGCAUCGUAGCAGCCUCUCCACCUUCCUCCUCCCGCUCCGCAUCACCCUCGUGUCUCUCACCCCCCGCCACCCCCCUAUAAGGAAGAGGUUUUUUUGUGGUGGUAUACGCUUCAUCGUCGUCAUUUUAAUCAUCAUCGGCGGAACAAACAAACACCAAAAAACCCCCCACAAUCAUCAUCAGCAGCAGAAGCAAGAAGCAGGUGUCGGCGUGAAAGAACGAAAGAGAAAGACAGAACAGCAUUGAUGCUGCUCCAUUCAUUGACAGAGACGGGCAGACAGCGCGUGCGGCGAGGGUAGUUGUGGUGAGGGUCGUGCGGUGUAGCGCUGUGUAGCUUCGGUGGUGCCGCAUGCACAGUUGCGGUCAGGCGGUACUGUAUCGUGCGGUGCAGCGUGGGUCAGUGUGGAUCAGUGUGGUUGCAGGCGAGGGUUAGGUUAGUGCGGUACAGUGUGGAAUAGUGUAGCGCAGGUUAGUGUGGUGCAGGGCAGUGCAGGUGUGGUGCGGGGCAGUGCAGGUGUGGUGCGGAGCAGCGUGGUGCAGCGCCCUGCACGUGGCUGUCGCCCCAUGCCCCGGUGACGAUGUCCGCUACGGAGCUCUACUGCAAGCUCACCAAGGUAUGGAUCCCGCAUGCGGACGAGGUGUGGGUGUCGGCGGAGAUCUGCCAGGAUUACCGCGACGGAGACCGCCUGCUGCAGCUUAGGCUCGAAGAUGGCAGGGUGGUGCAGCACCCGCUGGAGGGGGGGCAGCUCCCGCCCCUGAGAAACCCCGACAUUCUGGUGGGAGAGAACGAUCUGACGGCACUCAGCUACUUGCAUGAGCCGGCCGUGCUGCACAACCUCAAAGUCCGCUUUGCCGAGUCCAACCACAUAUACACGUACUGCGGCAUCGUGUUGGUCGCCAUCAACCCUUACGAGCAGCUGCCCAUCUACGGCGAGGAUAUCAUCUUCGCCUACAGCGGGCAGAACAUGGGCGACAUGGACCCGCACAUCUUUGCCGUCGCCGAGGAGGCCUACAAGCAGAUGGCACGGGAUGAGAAGAAUCAGUCGAUCAUCGUGAGCGGGGAGUCGGGCGCCGGCAAGACGGUAUCGGCCAAGUACGCGAUGCGAUACUUCGCCACGGUCGGGGGCUCGGCCAGCGAGGCCAACAUCGAGGAGAAGGUGCUGGCCUCCAACCCCAUCAUGGAGGCCAUCGGCAACGCCAAGACGACCCGCAACGACAACAGCAGCCGCUUCGGAAAGUACAUCGAGAUCGGCUUCAACCGGCAGUACCUCAUCGUCGGCGCCAACAUGCGCACGUACCUCCUGGAGAAGUCCCGCGUCGUCUUCCAGGCGGAGGAGGAGCGGAACUACCACGUGUUCUACCAGCUCUGCGCCAGCGCCGAGCUGCCCGAGUUCAAGGACCUCCACCUGGAACCGGCGGAGGCGUUCGUUUACACGGCGCAGGGCGGCAACGCGGUCAUCGAGGACGUGGACGAUGGCGAGGAUCUGGAGCGCACUCGGCGAGCCUUCACGCUGCUGGGUAUCGGUGCGAGCUAUCAGAUGGGGAUAUUUAAGAUCAUAGCCGGCAUCCUUCACCUGGGCAACGUGGAGGUGCAGUCGCAGGACCGCGAGCAGGAGACCUGCUUCGUCAACAAGGAAGACAAGCACCUGAACAUCUUCUGCGAGCUGCUGGGGCUUGAGAGGGACCAGAUGGCGCACUGGCUGUGCCACCGCAAGAUCUCGACGGGCGCCGAGACCUACGUGAAGCCCAUGGGGCGCACGCAGGCCCAGAACGCUCGCGACGCACUCGCUAAGCACGUUUACGCACAGCUCUUCUCCUGGAUCGUGCACCGCAUCAACAAGGCGCUGCGCUCCUCCACCAAGCAGCACUCCUUCAUCGGCGUGCUCGACAUCUACGGGUUCGAGACGUUUGAAAUCAAUAGCUUCGAACAGUUCUGUAUCAACUACGCCAAUGAAAAGCUCCAGCAGCAGUUCAACCUGCACGUCUUCAAGCUGGAGCAGGAGGAGUACAUGCGGGAGGAGAUCCCCUGGACGCUCAUCGACUUCUACGACAACCAGCCGUGCAUCGACCUCAUCGAGGCCAAGCUGGGCGUUCUCGACCUGCUGGACGAAGAGUGCAAGAUGCCCAAGGGCUCCGACCAGAGCUGGGCACAGAAGCUGUACGAGAAGCACCUCGGGCGUGGCAAGCACUUCCUCAAGCCUCGCAUGUCCAACGUGGCCUUCAUCAUCUGCCACUUCGCCGACAAGGUGGAGUACCAGUGCGACGGCUUCCUCGAGAAGAACCGGGACACGGUCUACGAGGAGCAGAUCAACAUCCUCAAGGCCAGCCAGAAGUUUGAGCUGGUGGCGGAGCUCUUCCAGGACGAGGGCAAGGACGGAGCCGGCGCGGCGACGACCGCGGCGCCGGCGCGUGGGAGGGCGGGCUCGGGGAGCCGGGCGCCCCCGCCCUCGCACAGCGUGCGCUCCGCUCGCCCGGGGGCCAAGGGCUCGAGCCGCGAGCACAAGCGCAGCGUCGGCCUGCAGUUCCGGAAUUCUCUGCACCUGCUCAUGGAGACACUGAACGCCACGACUCCUCACUACGUGCGCUGCAUCAAGCCAAACGAUGACAAGAUGGCCUUCACGUUUGACCCCAAGCGAGCCGUGCAGCAGCUGAGAGCGUGCGGGGUCCUGGAGACGAUCCGACUGAGCGCCGCCGGGUACCCAUCCAGGUGGACCUACCAGGAGUUCUUCAACCGCUACCGCGUGCUCAUGAGGAAGAAGGACAUCGUGAGCGACGACAAGAAGCAGACCGUGCAGAACGUGCUGGAGCACGUCAUCAAGGACCCGGACAAGUUCCAGUUUGGCAAAACCAAGAUCUUCUUCCGAGCGGGCCAGGUGGCGUACCUAGAGAAGCUGCGCGCGGACAAGCUGCGCGCGGCCUGCAUCAAAAUGCAGAAGACGAUCCGCGGGUGGCUGCAGCGCAAGCGCUACCUGCGCAUGCGCGCGGCAGCCAUCACCAUCCAGCGCCACGUGCGCGGCCACCAGGCCCGCCGGCUGGCCCAGUUCAUGCGGAGUACGCGGGCGGCCGUCAUCAUCCAGACGGCGUACCGCAUGUACCGCGUGCGCCGGGCCUACGCCAAGAUACGCCGCACCGCCAUCCGCAUGCAGGCCCGGGCGCGAGGGAUAUUCGCUCGGCAGCGAUACCAGCAGAUGCUGUACCGGCACAAAGCGGUGGUGCUGCAGAAGCACGUGCGGGGCUGGCUGGCACGGCGGCUGGUGCAGCGCGAGCUGCACGCCGUCGUGCACCUGCAGUGCUGCGUGCGCCGCAUGCGAGCACGCCGCCAGCUCAAGCAGCUGCGCAUCGAGGCGCGCUCGGUGGAGCACUACAAGACGCUGCACAAGGGCAUGGAGAACAAGGUCGUGCAGCUGCAGAUGAAGGUCAACGAGCAGACGCGGGACAGCAGGGCGAUGCAGGAGCGCCUGGCGGCCACGGAGCACGCGCACGCCCAGGAGGCGGAGCGGCUGCGCUCCGAGCUGGAGCGGCUGCGUGCCGGCGCCGACGAGGCUCGCAGCUCAGGCACGCGCCUCGCCGGGCUCGCCGACGAGGUGCAGCAGCUGCGGGCGCAGCUGGAGCGCGCGCUCGCCGAGAAGAGUGCGCUGCAGGAGAACGCGAGCAAGUACCAGCAGGAGACCGAGAAGGUGGUGGCUGAGCUCAUGGAGCAGACGGCGCUGCUCAAGAGCGAGAAGGAGGAGCUGAACCUGCGCAUCCAGGCCAAGGACAAGGAGAUGCACGAUGAGCUGAAGGCGCGCCUGGCGGACGAGACGCGGCAGCUGCAGGGGGAUCUGGACGAGGAGCGCUCGCGCUACCAGUCGCUCGUCAAGGAGUUCUCUCGCCUCGAGCUGCGGCACGAGAACCUGCGCGAAGAGACCGAGAUGCUCAAGGCAACCGCGAAGCCGGGCCACAGGAGGACCGGCUCCACGCAGAGCAGCAACGAGUCGGAGUCGGCCUACAACUCCAUCAUGACGUCCGACGUCGACACCACGGACUUGACCCGCCACCUGGAGGAGGUGGACACCGUCAAAGCCGCGAUGGACUUCACCAUUUUCCUGAAGCUGCAGAAACGCGUGCGGGAGUUGGAGCAGGAGAAGCGCUGGAUGCAGGAGCGCCUCGACAGACACGAGGGCAAGGGCAUCGACGGCGACUCGGUGUCCGACCAGGCCCUCCCGGCAGCCAAGGGGGCGGCCGACCCCCGCACUGACGUGGAGAUUGAGUACGACGACCUCAAGCGGAGCGAGCUGGAAGCGGAGAACCGGCGGCUCAAGUCGGAGCUGGACGAGCUGCGGCACUCGCUGCGGGACGACGAGCGGGCCACGGGGCCCGGCCGGGCGGCUGGCUGCACGCCGUACGACCACGUCCUGGGACACCUCAACGCCGCGCUGGAGGAGCUCGAGGUUCGACGCGAGGAGGUGCUGCACCUCAAGUCGCAGAUCCUGGGCGGCGAGCGGCAGAAGGGAUCCAUGUCCGAGGCAUCGGCGCGCUUUGCCCAGGACCUGGAGAAGUUGGACGACGAGGAGGAGGUGAAGAGGGCGUACAUGGGCGUGCGCGAGGCCAACAGACGGGAGCGGGACCUGGAAGACGAAGACUUUGUUCUGGCCUAUGAGGGGUUAAAAAAGACCACGAGGCUGCUGGAGAGCCAGCUGCAGGCCCAGGCGCGCCGCCACGAGGCGCAGCUGGAGUCGUCGCGGCGCGAGACGGCGCUGCUCAGGGAGGAGAACGGGCGGCUCGCGCAGUCGCUGCAGCUGCCACCGGACGCGCGCGUGGAGCCCAGCCUACAGCUGGAGAUCACGCGCCUCACCAACGAGAACCUGGAUCUCUGGGAAAAGAACGAGAACCAGGAGAAGACGAUCCGCAAGCUCAAGAAGCAGCUGAAGCUCCUGGAUCGCAAGAUCAAAGACCUGGAGGCGGGGGUCAUGCCCCACGCGGAGCCGGCGGCCGAGGAGGUGGCGACGCGUCACCCGGCUAUCCAGCGCCUGGAGAAGGAGUUCCAGGGCAUGCUGGAGUUCCACAACGACGACGAGAACCGUCUCAUCAGGAACCUCGUUGUCGACUUGAAGCCAAAUGAGCUGUCCCAGAGGCUCCUUCCGGGGCUGCCCGCGUACAUCCUGUUCAUGUGUGUACGCCACGCCGACUACACCAACGAUGACCAGAAGGUCCGCUCGCUGCUCACCUCCACUAUCAACGGCAUCAAGAAAGUCCUCAAGAAGCGCAACGAUGACUUUGAGAUCGUCUGCUUCUGGCUGUCCAACACGUGCCGCCUACUUCACUGCCUCAAGCAGUACAGCGGGGAGGAGGGCUAUGCGCAGCAGAACACCUCCAAGCAGAACGAGCACUGCCUCAAGAACUUUGACCUCACCGAGUACCGGCAGGUGCUGAGCGACCUGGCGAUCCACAUCUACCAGCAGCUGAUCAAGAUCAUUGAGGUCGUCCUGCAGCCCAUGAUUGUGCCCGGAAUGCUGGAGCACGAGACGAUCCAGAGCGUGUCGAGCGUGAAGGCCACCGGCUUGCGCAAGCGCUCGUCCAGCAUCGCCAACGGGGGCUCCCACUUCACCCUCGAGUCGAUCCUGCGCCAGCUGUCCGUGAUCUACGACACGAUGUGCCACCACGGCAUGGACCCCGAGCUGGUGAAGCAGGUGGUGCGCCAGGUGUUCUAUCAGCUGGGCUCCACCACCCUCAACAACCUGCUGCUGCGCAAAGACAUGUGCUCGUGGAGCAAGGGCAUGCAGAUCAGGUACAACGUGAGCCAGCUGGAGGAGUGGCUGCGGGACCGCAAGCUGCAGGACAGCGGCGCCAAGGAGACUCUGCUGCCCCUCAUCGAGGCCGCCCAGGUGUUGCAGGUCAACAAGAAGACCGAGCAGGACGCUGAGGCCAUCUGCUCCAUCUGCACGGCGCUCUCGCCCGCGCAGAUUACGAAGAUCCUGAACCUGUACACCCCUGUGAACGAGUUUGAGGAGCGCGUGACCGUCUCGUUCAUUCGCAUCAUCCAGGCCCAGCUGAAGGAGCGACCCAACUCCACGCAGCUGCUCAUGGACGCCAAGCGAAUGUUCCCCGUCACCUUCCCCUUCAACCCCUCCACCCUGGGGCUCGACUCCAUUGAGAUCCCCGGCACCCUGAGCCUCGCCUUCCUCAACCGCGUCUAGAGCCUCCUCCUCCUCCUCAUUCGCUCCCACACAUGGCCGCCGCCAUCUCCCCUCUCCCGUUUUACUUGUCGUUGUUGUUUUAAACGGCGGUCAGCAUCGCCCGGCAGCAUGAACAUUGGCAAGAAACGCGAGCGGCUCGCAGGCCAAUUCUCAGCGCGCUCCGGGCUUCGCAGGGAUGUGCUUGCAGGUUGCCAGUACCGUGGUUGGCAAGGUCAGGGGCCCUGGUGGAAGGAAUGAAAUGGGGGUGUGUGUCCCCCAUCCCCCCCCCCCCGCCCUCUUCUUCAAAGGCCCCAGGGUGCCCUAGGCCCGCGAGUCCUGGUGCAGUCGUGCACCGCCUACACACUCUGCAGCUACGCCGCUGGGUUCUUACUCAUUGCCCGCUGCAGAUAGAAACCGCGUGAGAUGCCGUGGCUGAGUUGUCGGUGGUGAUGAUAGCCCUCAUACCUUCAGGUUGGCCAGGACUCACCAGGGCGCCGGUGCGUACGUGUAGAAAGACUCUUCGCGCAAACACGGACCACCCUCCUGUGCCCUGACAAAGUCACCAUCGUCAACCUGCCUAACUACCAUCAGUAAAUAAAGCAAAACACAAUUGGCUCGUGUCUGUGGUAUCUGCAUCUCCUAACGUUAUUUACGAUAUUCCACCACGUUUCCGCGGUUGGGUUAGUUACUACAAAUCUUAGUUACCACAAAUAAAGGGUUAGUUACAAAAAAUCCGGGUCUGACCAAUUGCCGAACAAGGGGUUUAUAGGCAAGGUUAAAAACAUAUCAAACAAUGUUUUGGAUUAUUUGUGCAGAACACCUCUGUCCAGUUGUAUCGGUUGCAUUGCCAUAACGUUGCAUGCCACCUCUAUGCUCUCUCGUCGGGUCUGGCGUCUUUUCCUCGUUGUGUAGUUUUUCUGUCGUCAGCAAUGUCGUCGCGGUGCCACCAAGAACAAAACCUACCGAAGGAAACCGUCAGGAAGGAAGGAAGGUUGUGCCGGUGGAGCAUUCGUGGGAGCGGCAGUGGAGAGAGUCCACGAGGAGGGGGGGUUUCAGGGCCCCCACGUGGCUGUGUUGGGGGGAACCCACAACGGCGUCUGUGCUUUACCCCUGGGGCCAUCGGCGUGGAAUGUGGACACACGUUUGCCUCUCUCACCUCCAGAUCGCGACCCAGGUGCUGCGUCGCGGCUGCGAUGCGCGCGUCUCACGCCCUCCCUUCUCACGGCCUCACGUCUCUUGGCUUCGCCCGUGCGUCAAGCUUUGACCUCGUUCAAAUCGGUACCUGGCGGUCGCCGUUCGUCAUCGAGGGUUAAGAUUCCGCAGCAAGCUUUCAGAAAUUGACAAAAUUAGUGAUUGUGGGUAAUUCAAGGACGCGCGCCGCUGUGCCGGUGAAUCAUUGAUGGGCCUCUUCUGCAGAUUGCCGUCUCGGAAUUCGCACGCAGAGCGCGCGUGCGUCCCCUUACAAAACAUUGCCACGUAACCGCAGGAGGAUACUCAACCCACGUGCGAACGUGGCGACCGCCCGUUCACCCAACGUUUGUUCCAAGCGAACGCUGUGCGUGCGCGCGUUAGUUGUAGUAAAUAGUAAGAACCCGAAUGCCGUUUUAGUUUAUGAAAAAAAAAACAUUUCUAAAUGCAGUUUACAUUCUUUUUCCUCUUUUGUGAGAGGUUUUGCUCGGCAAUCCUGGCAGGGCAAACGCCGCGUGUUCGCCGCUUCGACAGCCCGCAGGGUUCUUUUUACCUGCAGGUGCGGCAGCUCUCAGAGCUUCCUGGUCUGUGGCGGUGGUGGUUGUGGUGGUUGCGGUGGUGGUGGCUGCAAAGCGAUGUUUCUGCGCGUACUGGGUCACCUGUACCUUGUCGGUCAUGUUGUCUUAGAUUUAUUUAUUUUAUACACUUAGGGUUUUUUUUCCUUUCUACAAAUAUACAUUUGGCGGUUGUACCCGGACCAACGCCUUUGUGGCAUCAAGAGGAGUCACAUUACCUCCUGUCACCAACUUUUGGCUGUGGCCACGGUCUCGCGUGCCCCGUGGCCAUGAAUCCAUCGCGGUCUUUGAGUCUCAAGACUCUUUAUCAGGAGGGUCCUGUCAAGUGUUCGCAGCGGGGGAGGGGGGUCGAUGUUGCGUGCGUGCGUGCGUCCGUGUGCGCGUGAUCACAAUUGAAUAAUCCCCAGGUAAUAUUUCAGCAUUGGGAUGUUUUGGCCAAUACCGGUGACAUCGUGCGUGGGUUUUUAGCUGCGGGAGGAAAUUGGAGAGCGUGCAGGAAACCGAUGCAGAACAGGGGGGGGGGGGGGGGGAAGAGAGAGAAACGCGCAAACUGCACUUCACUCGCACGCAAGACAAGAGGAUUCCGCUAUCGCCAUAACCAGACUGUUGGGGCGGCGGGUGCUGCUUGCGAGUGCCGAUGGCAACAAAUUAGAGCGAGUGGCCACCACCACGCCCGGCCGGGAUCGUCUCCCCAGUGCCGAUGUUUGACUCGCCGCACCGAGUACCCUAUCAAGGCCGAGUCGACUCGGGGGAGGCCCCCCGAGGCUGCUUGAGAUAUUUGUCACCGAUGUUGACCGUGAGCGGGAACCCGAAUUGCGCUCGCCGAGUUGGUCCAGCUGCGGGGCCUCGCGCGGGAAGUCAAGACGUCAGACCCAUGCAUUUACCCAAGCGGAAUUUCCGACGAGAACAUUUCUUUUAUAUCAACACCCGUUACAUUGUGCCUAUUAGAUACUUUUUAAAAGUUAAGACUUCAACAACAACAAACAGGAACAUUUCCGGGGAAAAACACGAAUGCACGCUCCGUGUCGAGGCUUGACCGCCACGGUCGCGGCACGGGACCGGUGAAUCGUGAACCCGCGCGUCGAUGCUGGGCCAUUCCGGUAAACAUCCUCCCGUGCCGCACGACGAAGACCACCGCUGCGAUUGAGCGCCGCGCGACACGAGUAACAAGUUUGUUGUUGUCGUUGUGGCCCAGUGAUGCAAUGCCCUCCGCUGUUGUGCGUGUGGCUCCCUGGACGCCGCGGUACCGCUAGAACAACACGCUGUUGUCACCGUGGCUGCGGUCAGCACUGGGCCCCUCCCCAAAGUCAAUAAACACCGCGUGCCCGUCGGG
Messenger RNA from Petromyzon marinus (sea lamprey), 9353 nucleotides. The record is from RefSeq and is a predicted model, not a curated record. NCBI's taxonomy places the organism in Eukaryota, Metazoa, Chordata, Hyperoartia, Petromyzontiformes, Petromyzontidae.